Molecule: messenger RNA, 1845 nt
Organism: Saxophila tyrrhenica
Lineage: Eukaryota; Fungi; Ascomycota; Dothideomycetes; Mycosphaerellales; Extremaceae
Gene: AIP1
Product: WD40 repeat-like protein
Exons: 2
Coding region: 1-1845 (614 amino acids)
Biological process (GO): actin filament depolymerization
Cellular component (GO): cortical actin cytoskeleton
Molecular function (GO): actin filament binding
Source: RefSeq, a predicted model, not a curated record
AUGUCUAUAAAAUCAGACCUCAUCCUCGCGGCAGCGCCGACGACAACUCGAGGUUCUCCCACACCACUCUCCUCAGACUCCAAAGGCGAGCGAAUCGCCUACGCCAGCAACAAAUCGAUUUUCGUCCGCUCAAUUGACCAGCCCGAGAUCUCGAAGCAAUACACACAGCACACUGCGCAGGCCACAGUUGCUCGCUUCUCUCCUUCCGGCUUCUACGUAGCAUCAGGCGAUGUUAGCGGCAGCGUGAGGGUCUGGGACUCGCUGGGAGCAGAAAACACCAAGGGCGAAUACCACAUCAUAGCCGGCAGGAUCAACGAUAUAGCAUGGGAUGGAGACAGCCAGCGGAUCAUUGCUGUCGGCGACGGCAAGGAGCGGUUCGGCCACUGCAUUACGGCAGACUCAGGCAACAGCGUUGGCGAGAUCAGUGGACACUCAAGCCAGAUCAACAGCGUGAGCAUACGACAGCAACGACCUCUACGAGCGGCGACUGGGAGUGACGAUACGAGUUUGGGCUUCUUUCAUGGUGCGCCGUUCAAGUACAACACCAGCAUACGAGGGAAGCACGACAAGUUCAUAUACGGCACACAGUUCAGCCCUGAUGGGAACAGCAUAGUCAGCGUAGGGAGUGAUCGACGGAUAUGGCUUUACGAUGGCAAAACUGGUGAGGCUCAGAAGCAGAUCGGUGAGGGGCAACACAAGGGCAGUAUCUUUGGGGUGAGCUGGGCGAAGGACAGCAAGAAGCUGGUCACAUGCUCCGGAGACCAGACAGUUAAGAUAUGGGAUGCUGAGGCCGACAAGUGUGUACAAAGCUGGCGAAUGGGUGAGGAGGGUAGUGUGAGCAUCCCUGAUCAGCAGGUGGGCGUUACAUGGCCUGGUGGCAGAAGUGACGGCCUUGUGAUAUCUGUGGAUCUCGAAGGCAACCUCAACUACUUUCAAGAAGGUAGCGACAAGCCCGUCAAGGUGGUCAGAGGCCACCAGAAGGCGAUUACUGCGGCUGGAGGUCUGGCGGAGAGCAAGACGCUGUGGACUGGUAGCUCCGACGGCAGGGCACGCUCGUGGGAUCUGAGCUCUGGCGCCGCCAGCCUGAUAGACGGCGAGCAGCACUCCAACUACGUCUCGGGAAUAGCGACGUCACCUAAAGACGGCCGAGUGUACAGCGUCGGCUGGGACGACACCCUUCGCACCGUCGAUGCGGCUCAAAAGUCCUUCACUGGCAAUGCACUGAAGAUGGAUGGCCAACCAAAAGGAGUCGCUAUCGCAACGUUAGGCGGCAAGCCUCAUACGCUGGUCAUAACCAACAAUGGCAUCGCAACAUACGCCGAAGGCUCCGAAGUCAGCAAGCAGAAGACUCCAUCCCCGCCAACCUGCAUAGCAGCUUCUGGGGAGACUGUAGCUGUAGGAUCAGAUGACAAGAAAGUCCGUCUUUUCAAAGCCGGAUCACCCGCCUCCUUCGACUCCAUGACAGAGCUGAAAGACAUCACGCAUCCUCCUUCAGCCCUCGCUUUCUCGGACGACGGCUCUCACUUGGCUGUCGGCCUGUCAAACGGCAAGAUCUUCGUCUACUCCAACUCAUCCGGCUCAUGGGCGCUAGAAACGAACCGUUGGUCCGCACAUACUGCUCGCGUGACUUGCAUAGCGUGGAGCCAGGAUGGAAGGAAAGCUGUGAGCGGUGCACUGGACACGAAUGUGUUUGUGUGGAGCCUGGCGGAUCCUGGGAAGAGAGUGAAAGCUCUGAAUGCGCAUAAGGAGGGUGUUGGUGGCGUUGUGUGGGCGGAGGAUAGUAAAGUCAUCUCCUGCGGUGCCGAUGCUGCCGUGAAGGUGUGGAAGGUGGAGGGGGUGGUUUGA